Molecule: messenger RNA, 1063 nt
Organism: Lampris incognitus (smalleye Pacific opah)
Lineage: Eukaryota; Metazoa; Chordata; Actinopteri; Lampriformes; Lampridae
Gene: havcr2
Product: hepatitis A virus cellular receptor 2
Exons: 7
Coding region: 16-774 (252 amino acids)
Source: RefSeq, a predicted model, not a curated record
CCCACGGUACCAAGAAUGCCCUCAGCCUGGAUCUACACCUUCACUGCUGUCUACGCCCUGAUAGGCUGCGUCUUGGCCCACAUGGAGACGGUGGUGGGCGUGGCAGGCAGGACGGUGACGUUGCCCUGCCACUCCACGGCGAUGAGCCAGGACGGCGUGGGGGUGUGCUGGGGCAGGGGCCAACCCACAGUGUUCACCUGCCAACGAGCCGUGAUAGACACUUCUGGAACUACAGUUCUCUACAGGAAGUCAUCCAGGUACACUUUAUCCUCCAGGGUGUCGCAGGGUGAUGUGUCUCUGUCCAUCCAUCAGACCAGACUGUCAGACUCUGGUUUCUACCACUGCAGGAUCCAGUUGCCCGGCCUCUUCAAUGACCAGACAUCCUCCAUUCACCUCAUUAUCGUAAACGCAGGUGGCGUGACCGCUGACCCACAGCUCCCAGUUCCCAGUAAGCCCUUCAUACAAACACCAGUGGUUACUCACAUGGAGGCGGAGACCACCUCCUAUACGACUCCCAGUUAUACAGGAAGUGAUGUCGCAGGGGAGGAGACUAUGGUGCCCAAGGUGGCGCAGGUCAAGACCCCUAAGGAGGAAGCCUCCCUUCAUCUUCACAGACUGGAGGCUUUCUUAGGAAACACACUCAGACUGGCAUUUGUCGUCUUCAUCCCAGCCCUGCUACUGCUCACUGCCUACAGGCUGUUGAGAUCCAAACACAGAGACGAGACCUUCAGAAGACAGACUGCCUCUGAUCUGGAGGGUAUCUACCACCUGUAGCAUCAACACUGUGUGUGUGUUUCCAUUUACAGGUCAUCAACAUAUUCAUAAGACUAUACAGGUGACUGGGUGGAGAUGUUCUCCACACAGAACCAGAGCAGAAUAAACUGUACGUCCAAGCUCAACAUCAACACAGAUGAGGUUACAUAAGCCAAUUCAAAAACAGCACACAGGAUAACACGUUAUGCUGCUGUGUAUGUCAACAUGUGUAAUAUGCUGUGAAUUAUAAACUACACUGUGAUGUAUUGUCUGUCUGUAAGAGACUGAUUGAUGAGUUUUCAUUAUUUUU